AUGUCUCAGAACCCGCAAAGAAGGGCACCAUCGCCUCUGCCCUGGAAGCGAACGUCAAUCAAACCACCGCGCCCCUCUACUCACACACCCCGCACCCCACACCCCGCACCCCGCACCCCGCACCCAGACAGCGCGCCGCGGCCACUCCCUCACCCCUCGGCCUCCCGGUGCCGUUCGGGGCGUCCGGGACGCGCGCGGACGCGUCAGGCCCUGCGCAGACCUCCUGCAGCCCCGCAGUUCCUGGUGGAGGCUACAGUUCGAGGCCCAGCCAAGCCCCCCCUCCCCAGGACACCUGCAGUUGCACACGCCCACCGUCCUGGGCAUAGGAUGACUAGAACGACCCCUGGGCACACCCGACGCCCUGGCCCGGGCAGGUGCCGGGCCUCCUCCCAGACACUCACCCGGCGGUCGCGGCUCCCCUGGCCGCCGCCUCGCCCUCACGCCCGCCGUCUGCUCCCGCGGGGGGGUCCGGGCCGGUGUAGCUUCCCCGCCCGACCCCCCUCGGGUGCACGCCGCGCGAAGCCCAGAUCCGGUGUAAGCCGCCGUCGCCGCCGCCACCGCCGCCGCCGCCGCCCCCUUCACUUCACUUCACUCCCUCCUCCCUCGAUGCGUCCCUCCCACCGAGGCCCGCCUCGUAUUUCCUGGAUCCGGUCUCGGUGA
Messenger RNA from Dipodomys ordii (Ord's kangaroo rat), 660 nucleotides. RefSeq names its product vegetative cell wall protein gp1-like. The coding region runs from base 1 to 660 and encodes 219 amino acids. Lineage: Eukaryota; Metazoa; Chordata; Mammalia; Rodentia; Heteromyidae. The record is from RefSeq and is a predicted model, not a curated record. The transcript has a single exon.